UUUUUUGACAAAAAAAAACUGAGAGUGCAGUCUCUUCCACCUUGCCCUGAAAACAAGUUGGAGCCGCUGAAACACUCUACUGCCCGGAAAUCGUUGCCGGAGUUGAUCGUCAACCGCCACUAAAACUUCGUCCAGAGGAAAAGUAUAUUGUAGCUGUUCACGACAGAAAUGAGAUUCGCAGGAGCUCUCAGGAACAUUUUACGGCCUCUCUCACUCUCCUCCUCAACGCCUCUAACUUCACAAAUCUCCACCACACUUCCAUUUCAUGCACCUUUCCCAUCUUACAGCAAACCACCCCAAUUCCUUCUACCUUUUUUGAAUCACUUUCACACCUUGACUGACACUCGGUUUCCCAAGAGACGACCUUCCGAUAAGCCUCGUCGAAAGCGGGCUAGCUUGAGACCCUCUGGGCCUUAUGCUUGGGUUGAGCACACAACUGGUGAAACCAUACUUCCCAAUAAGCCUAAUGAAGGGAGUGUCAAGAGGAGAAAUGAGAAGAAACGCAUGAGGCAGCGCCGUGCCUUUAUACUCGAGGAAAAGAAGAAACGGAAAGCUCAGAUGCAAGAGGCUAAGCGGAGGAAAAACAUUAAGAAGGUAGAGCGUAAAAUGGCUGCUGUUGAAAGGGAAAGAGAGUGGGCAGUAAGAUUGGUCGAAUUGAAGCGCCUUGAGGAAGAAAAGAAAAAGUCUAUGAUGCAAUUUUAAAACCUCACAAAUUAAACUGACGCAAUUAUAUACCUAUAUAUUUAUUUUUGAGGAAAUAAAUUCACCUCUUACUACA
Lathyrus oleraceus (garden pea) is the source of this 778-nucleotide messenger RNA. RefSeq names its product vicilin-like seed storage protein At2g18540. The transcript is spliced from 4 exons. Gene Ontology annotation, cellular component: mitochondrion. Bases 169 to 702 code for a protein of 177 amino acids. The record is from RefSeq and is a predicted model, not a curated record. NCBI's taxonomy places the organism in Eukaryota, Viridiplantae, Streptophyta, Magnoliopsida, Fabales, Fabaceae.